This is a messenger RNA of Sceloporus undulatus (fence lizard), 370 nucleotides long. Its product is annotated as tudor domain-containing protein 3-like. The record is from RefSeq and is a predicted model, not a curated record. Bases 1 to 333 code for a protein of 110 amino acids. The transcript has 2 exons. NCBI's taxonomy places the organism in Eukaryota, Metazoa, Chordata, Lepidosauria, Squamata, Phrynosomatidae.
AUGUUUUUACAUUACCAGAAAUGUGCAUCUCAGCUGCAAGUGGACAGCAGGGAGCUUGAUCGGAGAAAAACUCUGCAAGUGACAAGUGUGGCUAAACCUGCUGGAGACAAUGAUGAAUUUGAAAAACAAAGAACAGCUGCUAUUGCAGAAGUAGCAAAAAGCAAGGAGAUCAAGACAUUUGGAGGCGGUGGUAGCAGUACCCGAAGUAAUCUCUGUGCAAAUUCAGGAGGGAAUCGAAGCAGAGAAGUGUUCCAGAGAGAGAAGAUGAAAUCUGAGGGGAAAAAUGAAGGUGUCUAUCGAGAACUGGUAAGACUUAGGAUAUUAGACUUUUAGACACUGAGCUUGGACACUCGGUCUCGAAAAGGUUUGC